Triplophysa dalaica is the source of this 3690-nucleotide messenger RNA. It is a transcript of the gene igfbp3, whose product is annotated as insulin-like growth factor binding protein 3. Gene Ontology annotation, biological process: regulation of insulin-like growth factor receptor signaling pathway. The transcript is spliced from 4 exons. The record is from RefSeq and is a predicted model, not a curated record. Lineage: Eukaryota; Metazoa; Chordata; Actinopteri; Cypriniformes; Nemacheilidae. Gene Ontology annotation, cellular component: extracellular region. Gene Ontology annotation, molecular function: insulin-like growth factor II binding; insulin-like growth factor I binding; fibronectin binding. The coding region runs from base 702 to 1556 and encodes 284 amino acids.
GUUGUUUUGAAACACGCCCCUUUAAAAUUGGUUGGCGUGCAUUACAAAAGUUCAAAAAGUGAAAAGUACAAAAACGGUUUUGUUUUGUCAUACUUCCACACAUCUCGCGCUGAAACCCGUUCGGUCGUCAUUUUCAUUCAGUCAACAAGCAGCAUUCCUUGUCGAUAGUGUUUUGCACAGAAUAACUUAAACUUGCAUUAGGCCUACCUGUGCAGCGUCAACCUGUGCUAACCACAACACGUUGCAGCAUGACUUGUCUGACAAUAUCUGAUCCCCCUCCAAACUGUGGCACCCGAACUUUCCAAGUGCUCAAUGCUCAUAAUGACCCACAAACUCUUUGGAUAAGAUUGUGUUGUCAGAGAUUUCAUUAGAGAUGUGCUUCGUCCCUUAAGACCGAAGACCGGUGACUACAUAAUUCAUACCGGGGGGAGUGACUUACUGUCCGUGCCUUUCCUGCCUGUAUAAAACCUGAAGUUCUCUUUAAACUCACUUACAGAUGGAGAGACCCAACCGCUCUGUUUACAGUCUAGUCAAACCGACGUGACAGCACCACUCAGUCUCCACACUUAAAGUCGAAGGCAUAUGUUAAAGAGCUCAAUCUUCAGACGUGUAACCAUAUCUAGUUGAGGUGUGUUGACGCCGUGCACCGUUUUCCAGACAUCUUCCCGCUCGUGCGUGUGUGCGUUCAGCCCUUCGGCUCCAUGACGGGACUCUGUGCGCUCUGCCUGACCGCCCUGCUCGCAGCAUUCGCCCGGCUGGCUGAAAGCGUCAGCCCCGUGGUCCGAUGCGAGCCGUGCGACGACGGAGCGCUGGUGCUGUGUAAACCGCUGCCCCGGGACUGCGCCGAGAGUGUACGGGAGCCGGGUUGCGGAUGCUGCAUGACAUGCGCGCUUAGCGAGGGCCAGGCGUGCGGAGUGUACACGGGGCGCUGCGGUACCGGGUUGAACUGUCAACAGCGACCGGGGGAAAGCAAACCGCUGCAGGCUCUGCUGGAGGGACGGGGCGUGUGCGCGAAAGCACCGGACAAAGGGCCACCUCAGGGACACGAUAACACCGAUGAAGAAGGAGAGGAACAUAUCUCUAACAGAACCAAGGCGACCGAGGCGGUACAGCACACCACCGGAGACACGCACGGAGGCCAUAGAACCAUUCUGGAGUCCAAAAGUUCUCCGCUGCACCCCAGUAAAAUGGUGAUCAUCCAAAAAGAUCAAAACAAGAAAACCCAGAGCUAUAAAGUGGAACCGGUUUCCAGCGGGGUGCAUACAGAUAUUCACAAUUUCAGCCUUGAGUCUAAGAGAGAAACUGAAUAUGGCCCGUGUCGUCGGGAGAUGGAGAGCGUUCUGAAGAGUUUUAAGAUCUCAAAUGUGCUGAACCCAAGAGGCUUCCGCAUUCCAAACUGUGACCAAAAGGGAUUCUACAAGAAAAAACAGUGUCAACCAUCCAAAGGCAGCCGAAGAGGUUACUGCUGGUGCGUCGACAAGUACGGACAGGCUCUACCCGGCUUCGACCGAAAGGAGAAAGGCCAAGUCCACUGCAAUAAUCUGGAGAAGAAAUAAGCGAGAGAAAACGUGGUGGUACAGGGAGAGAAAGAGGGAUACCUCCCACAAAGAACUACAUGAAAACAAAGUAAAUUGUUGGGAGGGAGAUUUUUCAAGAUUUCCCAAAGCUGAUAGUCCACUUGUAUGCUGAGCACGUGAACAUCAAUUACUUUACACUUCAGGGGGAGUGAUGCAAAUAAGAGAAGUUGAGAAGAAAGAGAGAGAGAGAUUUUGUGUUACCCCACGAACAUUGAAAAUAGAAGCACAUUUUAACUCAUAACAGCAUGAGUGUGAGAGAAGUUUGUGUACUGCUGUGUGUAUUUGAGCUAUUCGUCUCUCUCGCUCUCUUUUGCCACAGCGUGUAUUUAUCUCUGCGUUUCUGCCAUAACUAUCAGCAGAUCUCUCUCUUCCUCCCACUUCCUGUUUCUGUCCUCCUGGUGUAGGGUCGUUUAAACUGGGCAUGCUCAGUGGCAAUUGCCAACGGCUCCAUCUUAAGCACAAGCACUUCAUGCACUUUGGCCCCUCGUCGAAUACAAACUCCAGCCUGUUAUUACGGCCUAGCCACACAACCAAACAUCCAGCCCUUCAAUUUAACGAAUAGGACAAAACCUCAAACAAAUCUAUAGAGAAAUUCAACCUUAUUGAGAACUGAAUUUGUAAACAUUUCUAUACCAGGACAUAUUUAAAAUAUGAAUGCCCCUAUUUUUUCCAAUGCUAAAAGCUCUUUCUGUUUUAUUAUCUUGGAUACGUCAUAAGGCUGGGCAUAGGACAGCCUUGAUACGGCCCCUAAAAUGUAUCACAUGGGCAUUAACCAGACUUAGGAAACACCAUGAAGCACUUUGAAUACAAGAUUGAUGCUCCAAAUGCUACAUUUGGUCAUCAUUGUCCUUGACAAUUCCAGGCUUAAAGCAUGUAUCUCUGUCUUGGUAAUGGGUUUGAAUGUAACCGUAAUGCUACAAGGCCCUGUAAUACCAGUGUAGUCCUAAGCUAGAAAUAACCAUUUCCAGGCAGUUUAACAGAACCCAUGCAGAAACGUGUUGGGUAAUGAUGCGGGAUGUUGCAGCCUCUGUCUACUUGCAUAUUGUUUAAUAUUUCACCCUAAAGCUAUAAGCUAAUAUAAUUCAAGAUGGCCGCCCUCACAGACAACCCAUUUAAAAUUCAAGGCUUGGGUUGUAAAUCGGACAUCCUGAGAAAAGACUUGAAAGCUGAAAGCUGCCAUAUAAGUGGCUUAAACAUUAGCGUACUAGCUUGUGCUAAAGGCUAAGCCCCACGAUUCCCUUCCUAAACAACUAAACAAAAAGAGAUUAAGCAAAAGUGGUGUGGUGCUAAACGUUAUCUGACUUGAUUCUGGGGAAGUAUGCUCAGCUAUUUGCCCCUUCCAUUACUUUGUGUCUUGACAUUUUUUUUAUAUGAAAAAUACUUUGUUUCAGGCCAGCUUAAUGUCUAAAGAGGCAUGUGAACUUUAUGCUAAAAAGAGGUUAUUUAUCCAAGAAAGAAAUAUAAGCUGAUCCAAACUUUAUCACAUCAUUGAGAACAUUUCAGUGAUCCGUUGAUUGCACAGUAGUGAAAACAUGAAACUCAUCAUAUUUUUGGGAAUAUAAUCACUAAAGUCGUUUUUUUGUUUUAGAUUUGUAGUUUAUCUACAGUGUGGAGUUUGUUAGUUUAGCAAAGAUGCUAUCCACAUACGAAUCGUUUGUGUAAACUCUAGUUGAAAUCUUCAGGUUUUGUAGACGUUUUUAUGGUAUGAAUUAAGCUAAAUCUAAGCUUAACUUUAGCUUACUCUAAACUGAACGAAGCUAAAGUCAAGUGAACGUUAAGAUUGAAUAAAUCUGAGGCCAAGCUUAUGUUGAAAAGAACAACGAGAUCAAUGUUCAAAAUCAAUUGAUCUUGCGAAAAGCUUGCCACCCUCAUUCUGUGCAAUGUUAGGGUCACUUCUUGCCCGCAAGUCACUUGUAAAGAUCCCUCCGUUCACGGGUAAUUGCUUUUUUGUGUGUUUGUUUUUAUUUCUUUUGAAAUAAUUUUGAUUCUUUAAAAAGCUUAUGUUACUAAACUAGACGUUAUACAGCUAUGACUUUCUUCAAGAAAGUAUAUGUUUUUGUUCAAAUAUAAUUUGUAUUUAUGCCUUUUUUUAAAUAAAAAAAUGUAAACACUA